AUGUCAUACUCACAGGGCAGUACAGGGUCGAAUGGAAUGGCCUACAACAUGUUGAAUGCUUCGCAAUCCCUCUCCUCCACCCCUCGCGCAACUCCUCCGCCCCCGAAAGGAUCUCAGAUGUCCUCUUUCGGUUACCCCAACGGACUCCCACGAAGUAGCUUUGGUGGAUACGAUGGAGCCAACGACCAUGGGUCGGUAAUGUCAUAUCAGGACGAGUACAAACCACAGAUUUACCGAGCUGUCUAUUCUAAUGUCGCCGUCUAUGAGAUGGAAGUGAAUGGUGUUGCUGUAAUGAAACGUCGAUCCGAUUCUUGGUUGAAUGCCACGCAAAUUUUGAAAGUCGCUGGUGUUGUGAAAGCGAGACGAACGAAAACCCUCGAGAAAGAAAUUGCGGCUGGUGAACACGAAAAGGUACAAGGCGGUUACGGAAAAUACCAGGGGACGUGGGUCAACUACCAACGAGGCGUCGAACUCUGCAGAGAGUAUCACGUUGAAGAAGCACUCCGGCCAUUGCUGGAGUACGAUAUGAGCCCUGACGGUUCCGGAGCUCCUGCUCAAGGCUCAACGAUAGAUACACCCACCAAAGAACAAGCAAUGGCCGCGCAGCGCAAGCGCCUUUACAACGGCGGGGAGAAUCGCAGCGCUUCGCAACCACAGCAGGGAACUUUCUUCCAAAAUAUCUCGCGAACAGCCGCCACCGCUGUUAAUGCCCUCAGCAAAGCGCGCUUUGACUCGCCCAGCUCUAACAGUCGUCGGCCCAGCAUGGCUCGCAAGCCCUCACAGCAGAUGAGCAGCCAGGAAUCCGGGGUUGCGUUCAGCAGCCAGCAGAGCAUGUACAGCAUGUCCGACAGCGGGUUUGGCAGCUUGCAAAAUCGGUACCAGGUGCAAGAUGACAACGAGGAUCUUGCGGAACCACCUCGCAAACGAAUGCGUUCUGCUUCGCACCAAGGCCACCCUAUCGGUCUUACCCGAGAACCGUCUAAUCUAUCCAUGCACGAACCUACACCCACAGAACCUAACGACUCCUUUUAUCAAGACAUGGAUCUUCCUCCCCCUCCCAUUGAUGAUGGCUCGAAACGCGGUGUCGAGUCCCUGGCGCCUGCUUCUACCCCCGAGAGAUUCCAAAAGAUGAAGCUCAUUAUGACACUGUUCCUCGAUAAACGAACAAAAGAUUUCACGGAUCACCCGGCCUUGUUGCAGUUGACCGGUGAUGAUCUUGAAAUUCCCCUUGAUGAGUACCGAAACAAUGCCUUGCACUGGGCUGCGAUGCUUGCCCGCAUGUCACUUCUUAAUGCGCUAGUAGCCAAGGGUGUCAGUAUAUCGCGAGUCAACGGAGCCGGAGAAACCGCCCUGCAAAAGUCCGUGGGCACUCGGAACAACCUCGAUUAUCGAAGCUUCCCGCGUUUGCUGCAGGUGUUAGCCCCUACCAUUGACAUGGUCGAUUACAGCGGACGUACCAUCCUGCACCAUAUCGCCAUGAUGGCUGCCACUGGUGGGGGCGGACACGUCUCCGCAAAGCACUAUCUAGAAGCUCUUCUCGAGUUUAUUGUACGUCACGGCGGUGUAGUCCCAAGUGCGAAUGGAGACCAUGCACCAAACGGGAACUCCAGCGGUGAAGUCAUCUCUUUGGGACGAUUCAUCUCUGAGAUUGUCAACCUUCGCGACGAUCAGGGCGACACGGCCCUUAAUCUGGCAGGGCGUGCACGCUCAGUCCUUGUCCCGCAACUCCUAGAAGUGGGUGCGGAUCCUCACAUUCCAAACCAUACUGGCCUCCGCCCUGCAGAUUACGGUGUGGGUGUCGACAUGGUCGACGGAAACUCGCAAUCUCAACAACCGGCCAAUCGGAACGACACAUUUAUUGAUCAAUUGGCGAAGUCGAAGAAAGAGAUCCUUGAUGGCAAGUGCCUCUUCCCGUCGAUAUGUUCAUUUUUGCUAACAUGA
This is a messenger RNA of Penicillium egyptiacum, 1941 nucleotides long. Lineage: Eukaryota; Fungi; Ascomycota; Eurotiomycetes; Eurotiales; Aspergillaceae. The record is from the annotation of a GenBank genome assembly.